Aureobasidium melanogenum CBS 110374 is the source of this 1713-nucleotide messenger RNA. RefSeq lists its product as uncharacterized. Bases 1 to 1713 code for a protein of 570 amino acids. The transcript has a single exon. Lineage: Eukaryota; Fungi; Ascomycota; Dothideomycetes; Dothideales; Saccotheciaceae. The record is from RefSeq and is a predicted model, not a curated record.
AUGGCACCCAAACACUCCCUGGACGCGGCGAUGAGCUCAUCACCUGUCGCAAAACGUGCGCGCUUAUCAACAACCAUUGUCAAACAAAGUCACCGUGCAAACUUUGACAGACUCUGCGCCUUACACGACUGGACUCCAUCAGAAGCUAUUCACGAAAAGCUAGCUGCUCUUCUCCAACUCUCUGGUAAGAGACUCGAAGCCAGCGAACUUCUUCCACUUGCCUUUGUUCAGCACUAUCCUUUCAUCUGGGUCAAAGACUUCCUUCUUCUUGGCUACAACCAUGCAGGCGAGAGUGUCUGGUACAAAGCCUAUCCCACGGGCAGAGGGUUGGCUCGUGGUCGCUACUACAACUCCGCACAAGUCAACAUUCUAGGCAAACACACAGUCGCGAAAUACUGGCAAUCUUGGGUCGAUGUCUUUGAUAUUGAACAAAGAGCAUUGGACAGAAGUCAUGAGUACUUCACUGGAGUCUAUCUCAUCUUAAAGAAGUUUCCAAACUUGCGUUACAAGCCUGGAAGGAACAAAGAAGACGCAAGAGAUCCUCAGAAUGCAAUUCGCACAACUGGUGUUGCCGAGUACCCUUUCAACGACGAUCACCCCUUCAUGCAGCAAGAGACAUCCGAGGACACGAACAAUGUCGAAAACAACGAGACACAGCAAGCUUUCGACGCAGAGACAGAGAUCGUUGACAAUGCCAGUUUCAUCAAACAAGAACAAACAGACUUGCACGAUCAAGAUCUUUCUGUACCUCUCGCCCGCCAAUUGUUAACGCAGCUUACUUCUCGCCCGAAUCUGCGCCUGUUUGACCAGGUGUCUACACCCAAACCGCAGGGGCACACCGCCAACGACCAACAAGGCCCGCCUGUCAAUGCAGAUGGCUCAGUCUCUCCCGUUCGCCGCUUGUCCGUGCAGUCAGACUCCCGCGCCCAUUCGCGCAUUUUGGACUCAGUUUAUCCAUCUCGUUCGCAGAUAUCCCUUACAGACGAUCGAACAGGCCUACCAGAGAACGGAAACAGCUUGACAUCUCUCCCCGGCCCCCUGUCGGAACAAAGUACAUCCCGCGCCAACUCGCGUCAUUCAAUGUCAAUGUUCAUAUCGCAUUCGCCAGAGCGCCCUAUGGACAAGCAGAGCCUGGUUCAGGAUGAUACCGGCGUGACUUCUUUCCCGCGCCAACUGUCGAAACAACCUGUCUUCCGCGCUUACUCGCGUGAAUUAGCACCACCAUCCUUGUCACAGUUUGACAAGAACACCGCGGACAAGAGCACAGGCUUGUACAUCCGGGAAGCUGCGUCUCUGCUCGAUCAGACAUCCAAGAACUCGAGCUUCUGCAGCUCUUCGCUCGUGAAUCUAACAACAUCAUCGCACCCAACUAGACCUACUCUCGAAAAGCAAGUGGGCCGACGCAUCGAGGACAACCUCGAAGCUCCUGUUUCUCAACAAUCUCCAAAGACUCCCACGUCCCGCGGCACUUCUCGAAAUCCUAAGAAAAUCACAUCUCCGUACUUCGCUCGAACCAGAUCACAGCCUACUCAACCCAAGAUCCUGGAUCUUCCUCGCUGCGACUCAAAGCCCUCGAGUCCAACCCAGAAGUUCACAGAGUAUACCAUUCGCGUUCCUGUCGAGAUCAGAUGGUCAAACACCAAUUUCAAGUUCACAGCUGUGACUUCUGUGGCUACAAUCCCUGCACCCGACAUACAAUCGAUUGAAGAAUAA